Salmo salar (Atlantic salmon) is the source of this 2632-nucleotide messenger RNA. The record is from RefSeq and is a predicted model, not a curated record. Lineage: Eukaryota; Metazoa; Chordata; Actinopteri; Salmoniformes; Salmonidae.
GACCACGGCUUAUGCGUCAACCCCAUAUCACUAAAUAACAUGGGUCUUAUUGGUUGUCAGCACAGAUGACAAAUGAAACAGUAGUACUCGGUGGAAAUCACUUGUAGAAUGAUGUGCUAUGAGUGUCCAACGACCACACACCAUGCCUGAAUUAUAUAUGCAGUAUGUUGCUCAGAACAGCUUCAGUCUCUGUACUCGCUGUCCAUGGUGCUGAUCUGUUACGCUCGCUCUAUGUCCUCUCUCAUAGGAAACAGAGAGCUUUGGUUGAGUUCAGUCAUUGCUCUCGUCUUUCUCACGAGGUUUGCUACUGGAAGUCUGUCCCUCUUGCUAAAUCUCCCAUCUAACAGUGAACAGAAUUUGAAGGCAUGAGAAAGAUGGUACCCUAUAUUAUGAAUCAGCAACACUGGGCCUAGAUUUCCAAGGUAACCAUCAGACUUCAAAAGACAAUCUUUAUGCUUCAGUCCAUUUAUUUUCUUUAUCCGCAAGAAUAAUUGUUGGCAUGGCAACAGGGCUUGGUUAUAUCCCCCUCAGAUUUCUCUUUAAGCCGUAUUAAUUCGGCAGUGACUUAAACAAAUCACAGCCCACAUCUCCAUGGAGAUUCUUCUAGAACAUUUAACGUUGACCUAGACUUGUCUCGUGCCCCUGUGCUGCCAGCCAGUCAGUUCUUCUAUUGAUGUGUGUAGGCCUAUUUCCGUUGGCAUUUCCCCUGUGUGCUAGGAGUGAGUGUGUGUCUGUCUCUCACUGUGUUUUCUAUGACAGAUUGAAAGAGAGCUACAUAAAUACAGUACUGUAUCUGUGCUCUUCCCCUUCUCCUCUGCGCCUCACUCAGCGACGCGCCUGUCCCUGUCGCUCCGCCGCCGCCGCUGCUCCUUUUGAAUCACACACAAGCGCGCGCCUAGUUAUCCACCAAGUGAUAAUUGCGCAGCUGAUUGUUUUCUGCGGAAUUUCAACGGAAAUAAACAGCGGGAAGUAAGCUAUAUAGUUUUCCGGUUUUCGAGGUUAAAUUGCCAUUUCGACAAACAUUCACUGUUUUUCCCACGCGGGGGACUGGGAUUGUAUCAGACUAACUCUUCCGUUUGCCAGAGAGACAUUCUGGAACGUACCGGGAACCAGGAGGGAGUUGUCAGUCAACAGGCAUCAGGGAAAGCCUCCGCCCGUUGGGUUUGACGUUAACUGCUCCGUGUUGGGGUUCUCGCGCUCUCCACUCGCCUGAAGUGAAGUGAAUUAUCCGUAGUUGGAGAAGAACGUUCAGACUUGAGCCGCGAGACAAGGAACGCCAGACAGCCAGUGAGGACUUGGGAUUUCAAUAGACUAAUGUGAAAACAUUAUCUUCUAUGGAUUCAGAGGCGGCGAGAAAAGGGACUACGUGCGUUUUGUUAUUUUACGCAUUAAUAAUAACCUAACCACACUAAACUGUAAGGAAACCCAUUAAUUGUUUUUUUGUCUUUGCCUUGUUCCAAAAAAAUGAAGGUUGAACGUUAAUCGUGCAGUUAUUGAAUAAUUUUGACCCGUUUUCGUUAUCUUGGAGGAAAUGGCUUGACUCCGGUGGUGAGAGGAGGAGAAAAGGGGCAUAUCACCAUCUGCGAGGGACUUCCAAUGCUCUCUCCAUCGAUCACCAGUCGAUUUACCCACAUUGAAGAAUGAAGAUACGGCACAACGAGUUCUAGUGGAUAGCCUUCAAUAGUCGGUUCGCGUGGUGCGCAGGGGACGCCAACGCGAGCCUUCAUGGAUAGAUUAUCUCUGUAAAUCAACUUGCAUACAACGUUUAUCAUACUUUAAAACCCAGCAAAAACGGACCAGGUUGGAGAAUAUUAUUCAUAAAGCGAAAUAAAGCAUGUGGAUUAUUGUUCCCAAGAGACAGUCAUUGCGCGCAGACAUGGUGAACUGAGGAGUUGUUAAAGCUACAAAGAAUAUCCGAGCCGAUUCUGAUCUUCUCGCUUUGAAACCGACCGCCGCCCCGUGUUUUUAAGUGCACAGGUGGUCCAUCAUUUUAAGGUCGCAUCAUUUGCAACUAUGUUAUGUGAAUGUCUUCACCGUCUCAGCUGGAAUGUGUAUACUUCGGAUUCCCUGACUUAUUCCUGACUGGAUAUUGGCAACUGUUUUGGGGAUUUGAGCAAGUUAAGAUAGAAGACAGAAGAAAACAGAAGAAUAUUCUCGGUGUUGUGUGAGAAUUUCCCUCUUCUCCUCAACGACUGGCGACGCAGUACUCAUUGAUGUCAGAAAAGACCGCCCUGCUGCCAUGACGACCAAGGAGGAGGGUCCCGGAGCAGCGGGGGCGGUGGCCGUCUCCAUCGUCAGGGACGACGAGAUGCCCCUACCCCGCCGUGGCUCCUCCCUCGAGGAAGAGGAGGUGGAGGAAGAGCGGCGGAUGGAGCGGAGGAUGGAGGGAUCGAUCAUAGAAGAACGAGUGAUGGAAGAAGAGGAGUGCAAUGGUGACGAUAAUGAUGAUGAUGAUGCGGGCAGUGACAUCAGCACCCUAAUAGUUCCGUAUCCUGAGCUGGCUCCGGUCAUCUUCUUCUGUCUCAAGCAGACCACGUUCCCCAGGAGCUGGUGUAUACGUGCCGUGUCCAGCCCAUAUCCUUUAACACUAUGACCUCUGACCUCUAACCCCUUACCCUUCAACUUGCUUUGG